AGUUUGCGUGUACGUUGCUCAGUUGGGUGUUGAUCUUGAACUUGAACACAACGUAUCAAACCUGCAGAAACAACUAACAAAUAGCGUAAGCGGAGUUUUCACCUUAGAGGCGCUGUGUCAAUCGAUUAUUUAUUCCACUGAACGAUGUUCUGUUGCGGCACGCUGCUCGUCGGACUGCUCAUACUGUACAUCAUCUGGGAUGUUAACUAUUUCAUCCGGUGUGUAGUUACGCUGGGUUACGGUGUGCUGUUCCAGCGGAAGCGCAAGAUAACAGACCAGACCACGAUCUACGGCCUGUGUACCACCCAGGAUGUGGACAUCUUUAUCCGCCACAUGAACAACGCUCGCUACGUUCGAGAGUUGGACUUCGCCCGGUUCCAUUUUUACGCACUGACGGGAAUCUACGGUAAAAUCAAAGCAAAGGGUGGCGGUGCUGUGCAGGGCGCCUCCAGUGUACGCUACCGGCGGACAAUUCCAAUCUUCAACGCGUACAAAAUCAACACCCGGUUGGUCUGGUGGGACGCGAAGGCUAUUUAUUUGGAGCAGCAGUUUGUAACCCUCGGCGAUGGGUUCGUUCGGGCGGUGGCCAUGUCCAAGCAGUGUAUCACGAAGGUUGACGUGACGGAGCUGAUGAAGACUUACCCGGGGGUGGAGAAGCAACCGGACAUGCCGGAGGAUCUAAAGCAGUGGCUAGAUUCGAUUGAAACAUCCAGCCAGAAACUGCGAAAGGAAAAAUAGGGCGGUUUCGAAUGAAAAAAGGUAGAAUUUUAAAGGUUCAGUGUGUGUGAAAACUAUAGUUUGCUUUGACACAGCAUUUAGAUUGUACGGUUAUCCAAAUUUUUUAUUGCAUCGGUGCAGUGAAUUUCUAAUAAAAAAUAAUACAUCUUUGUUCCAAA
Messenger RNA from Toxorhynchites rutilus septentrionalis, 896 nucleotides. Its product is annotated as protein THEM6. Bases 145 to 738 code for a protein of 197 amino acids. NCBI's taxonomy places the organism in Eukaryota, Metazoa, Arthropoda, Insecta, Diptera, Culicidae. The transcript has 2 exons. The record is from RefSeq and is a predicted model, not a curated record.